This is a messenger RNA of Zygotorulaspora mrakii, 3273 nucleotides long. It is a transcript of the gene CTR9, whose product is annotated as Ctr9p. Gene Ontology annotation, cellular component: Cdc73/Paf1 complex. Lineage: Eukaryota; Fungi; Ascomycota; Saccharomycetes; Saccharomycetales; Saccharomycetaceae. The record is from RefSeq and is a predicted model, not a curated record. Gene Ontology annotation, molecular function: RNA polymerase II complex binding. The transcript has a single exon. Gene Ontology annotation, biological process: regulation of DNA-templated transcription. The coding region runs from base 1 to 3273 and encodes 1090 amino acids.
AUGGAGACUGCUAUGUCUGCCGGGUAUCCAACUAUCAAAUGGGCGACAUCUUUAGAUAUUCCUCUAAGGGCGUCCGAAGAGGUUGUGAGUAUCGACUUGGACAAUGAUUUACCAGACGAUCCCGCCGAUUUGAAGACGCUCUUGGUAGAAGAGGGUUCUGAUAAGGAACAUUGGUUGACAAUCUCGGAAGCAUAUUGCAACCAUGGUAGGACUAGAGCUGGGAUAAGGUUGAUUGAACUCGCUCUGGAAAACUUUGAAAACAAAGAUAAAGCUCCCCUUCACACCUUUUUGACAUGGGCACAUUUGAAAGUGUCUAAGGAAAACUUAAAUAAUCCUGCUAUCAGGAUAGAGGCUCUCACGAAAGCAGAAGAGCAUUUGAAGAGUGCAAUUGGGUUCGAUCCUACAUCGAUUGGUAAUAUGUUGGCAACGAUAGAUCUGUACUAUCAAAGAGGUCAUUAUGACAGAGCAUUGGAAACAUUAGAUCUGUUCGUUAAAAAUAUCUAUGAAGAAGAUCGUAGGAACGGCAGAGCUUCAAAGCCCAACUCCUUAUUUUUAUUAUUGAGGGCUAAGCUUUUAUUUCAAAAAAAGAACUUUCAAGCAAGUCUGCGGUCCUUUCAAGAGCUAUUGGUAAUAAAUCCAGUGAUGCAACCAGAUCCAAGGAUUGGCAUUGGGCUCUGCUUUUGGCACCUCAAGGAUUACAAAAUUGCCGUAACCUCUUGGAAGAGAGCCCUUGAAUUAAACGCUGAAGACAAGAGCGCAGCUAUUCUUGUUUUAUUGGGUGACUUUCACAAUACACUUUCCUCUAGAGAUGAUCAUGGAUUCAAAGAAAGCUAUUCAAAAGCGUUGGAGGACCUCAAAAAUCUUUAUAGCACUGAUAAGGAAAACCCGGUUCUACUGGCUUUGCUACAGAGUUACUUUUACUUCACACGAAAUUUUAAAAAAGUGCUGGAAAUUUACGAAAACCGUAUCAAGCCUCUUGAAGCAACGACUACCAAGACAGUUUUGUCCGAGGCAAAAUUCUGGUGCGGUAGGGCCUACUAUUCUUUGCGAGAUUAUAGGAACGCAUUCGCAAUGUUUCAAGAGUGCUUGAAAUUAGAUGAAGAUAACUUGCUAGCAAGAUUUGGACUGGGUCAAACUCAAAUCAAAAACAAGCUAGUUGAAGAGGGUAUCCUUACUUUUGAAAAUUUGUACAAAAACUUCGAAAAUAUUCAAGAGCUGAAUUACAUGCUUGGCCUACUAUAUGCUAUCAAAAGUUUGGAUUCCCAGAAUCGAAAAGAUAUUACAAGAGGGGAGGCCUUGAAAUACAACGAGAAAGCAAUUCAGCAUUUAGAGAAAUACAUAAAGCUUACAACAUCUAAGAAGAAUCAAAUCGUUGUUCCUCGCGCUUAUUUGUUGAUUUCACAGCUUUAUGAAACUCAAAAUAAUUAUAAGCAGUCAUUGGAAACUUUAUCAAAAGCUUUGGAACAAUACAACGAAAUGGAAAAUGGCAAUAUCCCUCUUGAAGUGUUAAACAAUCUAGGGUGUUUUCAUUUCAUCACCGGUGACUUUGAGAAGGCGCAUGAAUUCAUCGAAAAGGCACAAAACCAAGCAACAGGAAGUUCGGUUAUUACCAUCGGUUAUAAUUUAGCCAGAUCGUCCGGAUUCGGAGAUAAAACAGAAUCACAAUCCGUGUAUGAUAAAAUAUUAUCGGCGCAUCCUGGUUAUAUUGAUGCACGAAUCAGAAGUCUGUUACUUAAAUAUUAUCAACAGCAAGAAGUUGGCAUAAUACAGAAAGAAGCUAAUGAAUUAUUCUCUCAAAACAAAGACAAUUUGGAAGUUCGUGCCUUUUACAGUUGGUACCUGAAACAUAAUAAGAAAAAUGCCAAGGAAAAUAACGAUAUGGAAACUGCUCAUAAUAAGGAGACAUUGGUAAAAUAUAAUUCCCAUGAUCUAUAUGCACUAAUUUCACUUGGUAAUCUGUAUUGUAUUAUUGCCAGAGCAGAAAAAAAAUCAGCAAAAGUGAAGGAACAAGAAAGCUCAAAGCAAUCGUAUUUGAAGGCAGUGCAAUUAUUUCAAAAGGUCUUGCAACUAGACGCUUUCAAUGUUUUUGCAGCCCAAGGUAUUGCCAUCGUUUUUGCUGAAACCAAAAGAAUGGGUUCUGCAUUAGAAAUUUUGAGAAAGGUCAGAGAUUCUCUUGAUAAUAUAGACGUUCAUGUAAACAUUUCGCAUUGUUUACUUGAAAUGCAUGACUACUCAAAGGCGAUAGAAAGUUACGAGUUUGCAUUGAAAAAGUAUGGCAAUAAACAUAAUGAAGCAGUUAUUCACAAUCUGCUGGGCAAAGCGUGGUAUUCCAGGGGUAUCAAAGAAAAGUCACUGGAAUUUUUCCAAAAAGCUCUGGCAAAUGUUGAGAUGGCAAUUGAAAUUACCGAACAGAAUUCAGUCCUACAAGGUAAAUUUGCUACUAGCCUGAGGUAUAAUACAGCCUUGCUGCAUUUUCAAAUCGCUGAGACUUUGAGAAGAUCCAACGUCAAGGAUCGUAAACUUGAUGAUAUUGUAAAGGCGAUGGAUGGUCUGGUAGUUGGUUUAAAUUACCUAAAAAGUUUGAAGAAUGCAGAGGAAUUUGUCAUUAUUCCAAAGGAAGAGUUGGAGCAACGUAUCCAACUUGGUGAAACGACAAUGAAAAAUGCAUUAGAACGUAGUAUUAAGGAACAAGAAGAAUACGCUCUAGAGCAAGCAAAGAAAAUGGAAGACGCACGUAGGAUUUUGGAAGAAAAUGAAGCACAAAGAAGAGAACAGUUACAAAAUGAAGAAGAAGCUUCUAGGCUAAAGCUGGAGAAACAGAAAGAGGAAUAUAGAAGACUGCAAGAUGAGGCUCAAAAACUAAUUCAAGAACGUGAAAGUAUGGCAGUCAUAGAUGAUCAAAAAAGUGACGUUAGUGAUGGCGAAUAUGGUUCCGAUAAGGAUGCAAAUAAAUCCAAGAAGAGGGGUGGCAGGAAAAGAAAAACAUCUUCUAAAGCAGCACCAGAAGGGAAGAAAAGAAGGAAGAAGAAUCGUGAGAGUAAAUCUAGCGAGCCUAGUGAGCCACAGCUGGAAGAAGAUGAAAAGACCGACGGCAAUGAUAACAAUGAUGAUGAAGACGUUGCGGUAAAUGCAGGGAGGCGUAAGGCCAGAAAGGUAGCACUUUCAGAGGAGUUUAUCGAAGAAAGUGAUGAAAACUCUGAUCACUCUGACGAUGACAAAGCAGAAAAUACGAACGAACGCCAAUCCGAUAAUGACGUUGAUGAUUUAUUCUGA